AUGCUGAACGUGUUGUGGGAGACUGAGGGGCUGCAGGCGGUGGGAAUCGUGGUGCUGGUGUGUGCCUCGCUCAAGCUGCUGCAUCUGCUGGGACUCAUCAACUUCUCAGAGGACAGCGUGGAGGAUGAGUUGGAGCUUUCAGCCGUCCGCCAUCGCCCCGAGGGCCUGGAGCAACUUGAGGCCCUGACUCGCUUCAACCGCAAGGAGCUGCAGAUCCUCUACCGAGGCUUCAAGAACGAGUGCCCUAGUGGCGUGGUCAAUGAGGACACCUUCAAAGUCAUCUACUCCCAGUUCUUCCCACAGGGAGACGCGUCGAUGUAUGCACAUUUUCUGUUCAACGCGUUUGACACGGAUAAAGAUGGAUCUGUGAGUUUUGAGGACUUUGUCAUGGGCCUCUCUAUCCUCCUCCGAGGCUCAGUCCAGGAGAAGCUCAACUGGGCGUUCAAUCUGUAUGAUAUUAAUAAGGACGGAUAUAUUACUAAAGAGGAAAUGCUUGACAUCAUGAAGGCCAUCUAUGACAUGAUGGGGAAAUGCACAUAUCCCCUACUCAAAGACGAUACCCCUCGACAACACGUGGAGAUAUUUUUUCAGAAGAUGGAUAAAAAUAAGGAUGGUGUUGUAACCAUAGAUGAGUUUAUUGACUGCUGCCAAAAUGAUGAGAACAUCAUGAGGUCGAUGCAGCUCUUUGAAAAUGUAAUUUAA
Messenger RNA from Salvelinus namaycush (lake trout), 702 nucleotides. RefSeq names its product Kv channel-interacting protein 4-like. The transcript is spliced from 8 exons. NCBI's taxonomy places the organism in Eukaryota, Metazoa, Chordata, Actinopteri, Salmoniformes, Salmonidae. The record is from RefSeq and is a predicted model, not a curated record. Gene Ontology annotation, cellular component: voltage-gated potassium channel complex. Gene Ontology annotation, molecular function: calcium ion binding; potassium channel regulator activity. Gene Ontology annotation, biological process: regulation of potassium ion transmembrane transport. Bases 1 to 702 code for a protein of 233 amino acids.